Eupeodes corollae is the source of this 2176-nucleotide messenger RNA. RefSeq names its product tubulin polyglutamylase TTLL13 (gene TTLL6B). NCBI's taxonomy places the organism in Eukaryota, Metazoa, Arthropoda, Insecta, Diptera, Syrphidae. Gene Ontology annotation, molecular function: tubulin binding; tubulin-glutamic acid ligase activity. Bases 92 to 2071 code for a protein of 659 amino acids. Gene Ontology annotation, biological process: microtubule cytoskeleton organization; protein polyglutamylation. The record is from RefSeq and is a predicted model, not a curated record. Gene Ontology annotation, cellular component: cilium. The transcript is spliced from 6 exons.
ACGAGUCACUGUUGCCGUUUAAGUCAAGAACUGAGAAUAUUUCAAAUUGUCAAUAUUACUGAAACCUUUUUUUAUUUAUUCAAUUUUUAAUAUGGAUAUCAAAUGCAAACCAAACUAUCACCAAAUUUCACCGUUAACUAAAAUGAACAGUCAAAAACCAUUUUUCCCUAUAAAAUCUGCAGACAAAAAAAAGUCGAAUGAAGUUUUUAAAAGUUUUGACAGUGAAAAUGAUUCAUCACCAACGCAAACGGAAACCUUAGCAAUUAAAAGCUCACCUGAUGUCUAUGGUAAUGGAAUCAUAACACUAAACGACUGUUGCUUUUUAUUCAACUGUCCUUUGUACAGUAAGAAGUCUGAUAUUCAUAAUCAAAAAUUUUUCAAACCCAAAAGUAAUGAUUCAAGACCGAAUAGAACAAAGGAGAGUAUUUGCGUUACGAAUACACGAUAUUCUGUAAUUCCCAACGUUUCUAAGUCAAUGGGAUUUAAAAUUGUCAAAGAUAUGAAAUUAUGGAACAUUUUGUGGACAGAUUCAAUGCCAGGAGUUGAAGUUUAUAAGAAUAUGAAACGUUUUCAACAAAUCAAUCAUUUUCCCGGAAUGAUUGAAAUCUGUAGAAAGGAUCUUCUGUCAAGGAAUUUAAACAGAAUGCUUAAAUUAUUUCCAACUGAAUAUAACAUAUUCCCAAAGACAUGGGUUUUUCCAGCUGAUUUAGGUGCAGCCAUCGCUCAUAGCAAGCAGCGUAAAAACAAGACUUUUAUCCUUAAGCCUGACCAUUGUGCUCAAGGUCGUGGUAUUUGGUUAACCAACGAUUUGAGCAGCAUCAAUCCAAACGAAAGGAUGAUAUGUCAACUCUACAUCCAUAAGCCACUCCUUCUAGAUGGUUAUAAAUUUGAUCUACGAGUUUAUACUCUGAUUACUUCCGUUGACCCGCUACGCAUUUUUGUCUACAACGAAGGCCUUGCUAGAUUUGCAACAAAUAUGUACAAAACUCCAAGUCCCGAAAAUGCAGCUGACUUAUUUAUGCACCUGACAAACUAUGCAGUGAACAAACAUAGCACAGAAUUUUCGAAAUGCGAAGAAAUGGGUAGUAAACGAAAUUUCAAGACCAUAAACAAACUCCUGGCCGAGAAGGGUUGUGAUGUUAAGAAUCUUUGGCAAAAAAUCGAUGACAUUAUAAUAAAAACAGUUUUAAGCGCAUGGCCAAUGUUAAAGCACAAUUAUCACGCAUGUUUUCCAAUGCAUGAUAAAAUUCAAGCCUGUUUUGAGAUUCUAGGCUUUGAUAUUCUUGUCGAUUCAAAUUUAAAACCCUAUAUUCUGGAGGUGAAUCACUCACCAAGCUUUCACACCAAUCAAACGGUUGACCAUGAAGUAAAAGAAGCUUUAAUUCGAGACACUUUUACUUUAAUCGGAACAAUGUUAGCAGACAAGCGUCAAAUUAUCAGAGAAGAUCGAAAGCGGGCAAGGAAGAGGCUUUUGAAAAAACAGCAAAGUGAAGGCAACCAUGAAAUAUUUCAAUACGAUGAAGAAAUCCCUGUCCUUAGUCCAUUGGCUCAGCAAAUUGCAUGGGAAGAAAGUCAUUUGGGUGACUUUCGACGCAUAAUGCCACCCCAAAGUAGUGGUGAACUGAAUAAGUACUGUCAAUUCUUUGAUCUCCAAAAUCAAGCGUCAAUUUAUUCAGAUACAGCAGCUAGUAAACGUCGUGAAAAUGUUGCAAAAAAGUUGCGAUUGGCAAUUAAGCUGAAGCAAGAAAAAAUUCUGGAACCUAUUGCAUUGAAAAAUAAAUCUGUUAAAAAACAUAAUAUUUUAUCGAAAGUCUUUAUUGACAGAAUACGAGCAAAAAGUAUGAAGCGUUAUAAGAACUGGGGACCUUCAUUCAUAUCGGAGACAGAAGAAAGAUUGCGUCUAUUAGCAAUGGCAGAACGAUCAAAAAUUGUCAAGGACUGUAAUAUUUUGGAAAUGAUAUUUCAAUUGUUCUUUUAUUUGAAAAAUUUGAAUGAAUCAGAUAUCAAACAAUAUCCAUAUUUUUAUGGAAAACUUCAAGAGAAAAAGUUGAUAUAUAAAAACAUCAUAUAAAGAUGUUAAAUUUUGUAUCACAUUUCGUUAAAUAAUGUCGUUUUCUUUGUGUAUUACUAAUUGUUCAAUAAUAUUUGAAUUCAGUGCUUAAUAAAGAUCCAAUAA